Messenger RNA from Penicillium macrosclerotiorum, 1554 nucleotides. Its product is annotated as esterase-like/phytase family protein. Bases 1 to 1554 code for a protein of 517 amino acids. The transcript has 3 exons. The record is from RefSeq and is a predicted model, not a curated record. Lineage: Eukaryota; Fungi; Ascomycota; Eurotiomycetes; Eurotiales; Aspergillaceae.
AUGAAGUAUACUCUGGCAGUUGGCCUCCUGGCUGUGACCGCAAGCGCCCGCACCGUGGACCAUGUUGUGAACCAAACAACUUGUGCUGGCACAACCUACAAGUAUACCGGGCUGGCCGGCUAUGGAUAUAUCCCAUCCAAUGCCAUAGAUAAAUAUGGAGACACCAUCGGUGGUAUCGGGAGCUCCAUUGCCAUCGAUCAGUCUUCCUGGCGGAAGACAAGCAAUGAUGUAUACUCGGGGACCAUCUAUACAAUUCCCGAUCGGGGCUGGAAUACCAAUGGCACUCUAAACUUCCAGUCGCGUAUCCACAAAUUUGCGAUUUCCUUCAAACAGGCCCCCCAUGCAUCUGCGGAGAAUCCUUCUAGCCCCAAUCUGCACCUGAAGUAUCUUGACACUAUCCUCCUCACUGGCCCUGAUGGGAAUCCCACCACAGGUCUGGAUGCCGAUGUUACCGGAGGCGCUUCAUAUCCCGGAUUUCCUCUUCUUCCGGCGGCUACAUACACUGGAAACGGCUUUGGGGGUGCUGGUAAGGGCGGUAAGAGAAUCUCCGUGGACUCAGAGGGCCUGGUACUCGCCAAAGAUGGUGGUUUCUGGGUAUCUGAUGAGUAUGGCCCCUAUAUCUACAAAUUCAGUGCCUCAGGUCGUAUGGAGCAAGCCAUUCAACCCCCGCAGGCUUUCCUGCCGCGGCGCAAUAACACGAUCAGCUUCAAUUCGGACAGCCCUCCGCUGUAUGAUCCGGAGGCGAUUCCAAACCCUGAAGAUACCGAGACCGGCCGCGACAACAACCAGGGCUUUGAGGGCUUGACAAUCUCCCAGGAUGGCAAGACUCUGUACGCGCUCAUCCAGUCCUCGCUCGACCAGGAGGGCGGGCCCAAGAAGCGUUAUCGCGCGCCGGCUCGUAUGGUCGCCUACGACAUCUCCGGUUCAACACCACGUUAUAUUCACGAAUGGGUUGUUGUACUGCCCAAGUACUACGACUAUACUGAGACCGAUGCUGAUAAGGCGUACAAAGUUGCCUCUCAGUCGGAGAUCCACCAAUUGCCAACAGGGGACUUCCUCGUUCUGUCACGCGAUUCGGGCUUCGGUCAUGGACAAGCUGAGUCGCGGUCAGUAUACAGACAGGCUGACGUGUUCUCGGUUUUGAAUAACCACUCGGUAACGGAUUUCAAGGGCCUCGAAGACUAUGACAGUGCCACCGGAGCCAUUGCCUCGUCGAAGGGAGUAUUGAAUGACGAUAUCACUCCUGCCGAAUACUGUUCUUUCUUGGACUUCAACGUCAACUCAGAGCUGGCAAAGUUCGGUCUGCACAAUGGCGGUGCACAGGAUCAGUAUCUGCUGAAUGAGAAGUGGGAGAGCUUUGCUCUUGUUCCGGUGGAUCCCUCUUCUUCAAAUGGUCAUCACAAGCGAGGAGAGAAAGAAUAUUUCCUGUUCUCUUUUAGUGACAAUGACUUCAUUACUCAGGAUGGUUACAUGAACUUUGGCAAGCUUCAGUACAAGGAUGAGUCUGGAUACAACUUGGACAAUCAAGCACUGGUGUUCAAGAUCAAGUUUUGA